UGUUUUCACUUCCGCUUAUGUUUACAUGGAGCGAAAGACGAUCUAGAAUCGAUUAAGCAUUCUACAGAGUUUUAUAUCGACAUUUUAACACCAAGAAGAUGACAGUUACAAAGACUAAGAGAAGAAAAAAGUCUAUCUUGUGUUGUGGGGGCAGUGUUUCAGCUCAAUCACCGGUGCCAUGGUCACCAAGACCAGACAGUCCAUUUGAUUUUCCAAUUGUGGCAUCACCAAGACCAGGCAGUCCUAUUGAAUUUGGAUUUAAACCAGACAAAAGGCCUAGCUUAUGGAGAAGAUUAAAAACAUAUAUUGGUGACAGAAUUCCAACAAGGAUUCGUAUAAGAAUCAGACACCCAUGUGGGAGUUGGGAAGGGAGCCAUGAAAAUGUGCAUGAUCUUGAUAUUGGAAUAAAGGCAUUGCAUCUCAGCUUAAGGAAAAAAUCUAUUCUUCCAGUACAAUCAUUGUCCAUUAUCAAUGAAAGAUUUGAUGAGAAAAGUGACUUCUGGUCUACCAGUUCAAGGUCACAGAACAAAAGAGAUAAUAGCAUUACAUGUUCUUCUGAUAUUACGCUAGAAACAGACAAUUUUUCUACGACAUCUCCAAUACCUUCAGAAAGAUACAGUAAUGUUUCAAUACAUCCAGAGAUUCACAGUUCUUCCAAUGUCUUAUGUGAAGGAAGGUCUAACACCUCAGCUUCCACAUCUGGAUCAUCAUCCAUUGAAGUUCAUGAUGAGCAAACCAACAGCUCUAGAAAAGAAAGAAGUACCAGGAGACAGAAGCCUAAGAUCAUAUCAGUCAAGUCUGCAGAUGCUAGUGACUCCUCUGGUAGUCAAAAGUCAAAUGAUUCAUACAAAGGAGAGAGUGAAAGAAUGAAGAAAUUCAGAAAAAGAAUAGCUGCCAAAAAUAGAUUAGCAGUGUUACCUCAAAAAGAGGAAAAAAGUAUUAGCCCUAAGAAAAGUAAAUCAAAUGCUUCCAGUAAAGAAAAAAGUGUUGCUAUCACCAAUGAUGAGAAUACUGGAGAAACAAAGCUGCAAAAUGAGGAGAAGAAACACAGUGGAAAAGAAAAACAUACUGUAAAUGAAGAAAAGAGUACUAAUAGUAAUGCAUGGAGUGAAGAAAGUGACAAUGAAGGAUCAGAAAAAAGAGAAAAACGAGGGAAAUCUGCAGCCAGGAAAAAAGUAGCUUUCAGUGAAAAAAGUAUUGACAGAAGCAGUACAGGGCAGAGAUCAGACCAGUACAAAGACUUGUAUAAAUCAGAAAGAAUUAUCAACACAGAGAAAAUACACCCAGCAAUCUCAAAGAAAUCUUACAAACUAAAAUGUGAGAAAAAUUUCAAUCUCAGAGCCUCCACACCAAGUGAUGAAUUGGCAAAGGAAAAAGGGACAAAGAAAAUGAAACCCUUCAAAAAGGAAGUUGUUGACUCGAUGUAUGAAGAAGAACCUAGCGUAAUAAAACUAGGUGUACAGCAGCUACAACCUGCAUGGGGAACUACCACAACUUUAGCUGCCAAAACUUUUGAGGACAGGCCAAUUAUGAGUAUGGGACCAGCACCGACAGCCCAUACAGUCCAUACAAGAAAAGUGUCAGUACAACCAGGUAGAACCAAUAUUGACAAGCAACCAAAACUAACAGAAGAAACCCAAUGGUCAUCUGCUGAAAAGUUUGAAGAUAGAAUGAAAAAUGCUUUAGACAAAAGGAAAGUCAGAAAAGAAAAAGUUACCCGAGUUAAUGUACCGAAAGGUGAUGGUGCUGAAUCUGAUGGGAAAAGACCCAAUCCAAUUGGAAGAGAAAAUAAAGAAGUAGAGAAAGAAAAGCAGCAUGCAAAAUACACUAUGCCAAAUAAUAGUGACAAUAGUUCAAAUGAUGAUCUAUCUAAAAACCAGAAUGAUGACCUUGAUCUAGAUGAAAUAAGAAAAGCAGCAAGAAAUUUGGUUUCCAAAUCAACCAAUAUGGCAUUGGAUUUUGUUGAAGGAAAUGAAUGGGAUAAGAAAUGCUUCAACGAAGGAACAAAAUAUCAGUCCAAUCUGUCCAAAAUAAAUGAGGAGAAGGAGAAAGAUAAAAAGACAAAGAUUUUGAGGAAGAUCUAUGAUGAAGUUUAUGUGGACCAUAAACCACCAUUGCCUACUAAGAAAAUAAAAGAAAGAUCACCAUUGGAAGACACAAGGGUAUUUAAACCAGUCUAUGAGGAGGAAACAAGGGUAUUUAAACCAGUCUAUGAGGAGGACACAAGGGUAUUUAAACCAGUCUAUGAGUAUGAAACAACAGAUGACGAGUCUGAUGGAGAAGAAAUGCCUAAAACUACGAAGAAUAACACAGUUAUCAUUCCAAAGCCAAGAGUUAAACCAGAUAUGAGUUAUGAGACCUAUAUGAGAGAAUUCAAGCAGGAUAAAGACAUCCCAUCAAGAUCAGUGGAAUUAGAUGAUUACAGUAUAAAUACUGGGGACUCUACCAAUCUAGAGGAGUAUUCUACUGCUGAUUUUAUAAAUGAUUUUGAAACCUGUUUGGGUGAUUUGAGACCAUCACAACAAAGGGAGAUAACCAAAACAAAGUCUGCUGCACCAAGACCAAGGGAGACAACUCUGGCACCAAAUCCAUUCCCUACAUCCAAGAAUAAUCUUACAACAGUUUGUCCACCAAAAACAGAAAAACCAAAAUAUAGAAGGAGAAUACUACAUCAAAAUCAGUUACUUACAGGGGUAGAAGAUCAUCCAGCAAUUCAAAGAAUAUCUGCUCCAGAAGAACUGGGAAAAUUACAAGAAGUUCAAAAUAGACAAGAGCCUACUCCAGAAAUCUUUCUUAUGACAGGAAAGAAGGAAACAAGAAGAGAAGUUGAUUCGGUGCCUCUUUCUACUUACCAAAGACCAAUAGGAAAGCUUCAUGCAAAGGGAAGAGACUCUGCUAUGGUAGAUGUCAAAUUUUUCACAGAACAACGAGAUCCUAGAGCAAAUGAAAAAACAGACCCAAUGGACAGUAGAGACACAUACGGCCAGGACUGUCUUUAUCCAAUGCCUGAAAAUAUGCCAGACAAUUUAACUCCAAUAGAGAAGCAGAACUAUUCAAAAAUGCAAUGCACAUUUAAAGCUAGAGACAAGAGUUUGCCUAAUGCUAAGUUUUGGACAGAUCUUGCCAAGGGUAACCUUCCUUCACAUGAUAGAGGCAGUUUUGAGGUUGAGCAUCCAAAGGAAAAGAAUGGUGGAUAUUCUUCAUUGCCAAUAGCACCAAUUGGAUUAGGAUGUAGUGAUGCAUAUAGAGUUGGAAUCACCAACAGUGAAGCUGAGCUGAAUAAAGUUUUCUUUUCAAAAGUAGCAUCAAAACCACAAUUCUUUCAGAAGUCAGAAAAGAAGCACCAGGAAUCAAAUUCUUAUCCACUUGAUAACAUACCAUCCCCAGACAUCUACAAGUCUACUGCACAGGAAAAUCUGGAUUUUUUUAAACAUGUAGCAACUGAUCCUAACUUUAGAAAUGAAGGAAAAGAAAAACCAAAGCCUUAUAUUCCAAAAACACCCAACAGGAAUAUAUUACUGGAUGAAGGCCGUGUUAUUAAUGCCAAAGAAAAUAUGGAUUUCUUCAGAAAAGUUUCCAAGGAUCCUGAAUUCUUUAAGAAAAAGGAUGAAUCUGAAAAGAUUGAUAUUCCAAGAUCAUAUUUCAAUCAAGCACCUCUUGGAGUGAAGGAAGAAUUUCCAGGAAGACAUCACUCAAAAGAAAAGGAAAACCUUGAUUUCUUUCUACAUGUGUCCAGAAAUCCCACAGUAUUUUAUUCUGAACCUGGGGAUCCCUAUGAUGAGGAACCUGUUAAUCCCUCUACCUCUCAGAAUUACCAACCAUCAAGAGGCUUUAUCCCUGAUGAUCCUACAAACUAUGUUGAUGAAGAAACUGCAGGAAACAAUUUAAAAUUCUUCAAAAAUUUGGCCAAAGAUCGAGAUUAUUCACAAGUUGAAAAUAAAAAAGCUUCACGAAAGAGUGGUAAGAAAAAAAGGAAACAGAAGCAAAUAUCAUUUGUAGAAAACGGCAAUGACAAUGGAAACGGUAAUUUUCAAAUAUCAAAAGAAAAAGCUGAAGAAAAUCUCAAGUUCUUCAGAGAGAUGUCACAAUCAGCAAAGCAUGGAUAUCCAAGAUAUGAAUAACGUGUGGUAGAUAAAACUUAAGAAAUACCCUAGUGCUACUCAAAGAAAUACGCUAGUACUACAUAAAAAAAACCAGUUGUGUGCAAUACUAUGUUGACUUUAAAAGUCAUAUUUAGUGCUGUGAGUGAUAAAAAUGUGCAAUAUUCUUUAUUUGGUGCAACAUUACCAAAGAUCAUGAAAAUAAUACAUUGAAAAUAUUUCAUACUAAUUUAUGGUUUCAUACUUUUUUUCAUAUUUAAGGUUCAUUUUUAUUUAAAAUAUUUUUCUAGCAGUUGAUUUUUUUUACAUAAAAUCCUACACAUGAACUUGCCAUAUAUUUACUAAUAUCAAUCAUUUGUAUUUUUUACUGGGAUAUUCAUUUUACUCAAACUUGCAUUGCUGUUUGCUUUUAUAGCCCUUUUUAGGCAAGUUUGUUAUGUUUUGAAAUCUUUUACAUUAUACCAAUAUUAAAUCUAUGCAAAAAUAACUAUUCAAAAUUGAGUAUAGAGUGCAUUUUAAUAAACUUAGAUUAUUGGAGAUGCAAUAUGAAUUGCUAAGCAAGCAUGAUAAAGUGACUGGUCACAAUCUUUAUUUGGUCAAAAGUAUCCAUUUCUAAGACUAACUUGAAUGCUCAAAAUUUUCUAAACAGGAAUGUUUGGACAGACAUAUUGUUGAGAAUGUUUAAUACUAUGAUCUUCAAACUAAAAGAUCAAACUGUUAAAUUUGUAGAAAAAAAGUUCUAAUAAGCAUGUUUUACUUUUUAAUUCUGGGGAAAAAUAAAUUGCAGAAAUUGAAAUAUUGUGAAUAUCAGUUGAGACAGAAAUGUAGUGGCUUGAAGAAUCUUGAAAAUCAGUCAAAUAUGAAUUCCAGUAACUGUUAGAUUCUGAAAAAUUCUGAAUAUCAUGAAAGUCAGAAUUGCAGUUGUUGUGAGAUUCAGGCAAAAACUGAACAUCAGUAAGGUCAGAAUUACGGGAACGGAGAUUCUAGACAAUUCUGAAUACAUGUGUCAGGAAAUCCAGAAUUAUAGUUCCUGCGAGAUUCUGAUAAAAUCUGAAUAUCAGUAAAUCCAUGACUGUACAAUUUCAGUACACUUCAAUAUCAGAUUCUAUAAUUAAAAGUUCUGGUAUAUAGUUUCAGAAUGGUAAUUACUUAAUUUGAGCUUGAAUAUUGGUACUGGAAUUCACAAUUAUAUCUUCAUGAUUGAUUCUUCAAGUUCUUAGCAAUUCUCACAUAAAAACAUAGGCUCUAGUAUAGUCUUGUUAACAGAUAUUCAAAACUUGUUCAAUUUUUGGGAUUUAUUUUUACACAAUUUGGUACCAGAACUUUCGCAAUGCAUAAAUUUCAUUUCUUGUUACCGGUAGAUAUUUUUUUUUUAAAUCUAGUUCAAUUUGACAAAUUGUCCAUGUUUUAAUCUCAGCUUGUCAAAUUGUUUUUGAAAUUUUUAAUUUCAGUUAGCUUUUUUUUUUUUGGUUUAAGAGCUAUUAACUCAAUCAUAUUUUAUAUUUAUUGCUAGACAAAUUUUCAUAUCAGUUAUAUCUAUAUGUUCUGGAUGUGACACUGGCUAUUUACGAAUAAUGUACACUACCUUACAAUUCAACAAGUGCAGGACAAAUCACUUUUACUUGAUUAAAAUGGGAAAAAAGUUUUUUAGAGAUUAAAAAGCAACAGUUAGAUUUUACUCUUCUUAGAAACCAGAGUAAUGAUAUGGUACAAUACUUCCUAGUUUUGGGUAGUACAAAUGUGUAUACCAAUGUAGUUUUCUUUCUAAAGUACCAGUCAAAUCAUUUUUGUAUCAGCAGUAAAAUAUAUGUAGAUCUUAUUCUUAAAGAACUUGUUACAAUUUUCCUAAAAACCUAACCACUACUUACAGAACUCUAUUUUUUUACAUUACUUUCUGAUAUUGCCAAAAAUGAGAGAUGUGAAUGGUGCUUUUUUAAUCUGUGAUAUUUUUUUGUUAUUGUUUAUUUAUAUAUGUAAUCAUGUUA
Molecule: messenger RNA, 6085 nt
Organism: Mytilus trossulus (common blue mussel)
Lineage: Eukaryota; Metazoa; Mollusca; Bivalvia; Mytilida; Mytilidae
Exons: 8
Coding region: 99-4121 (1340 amino acids)
Source: RefSeq, a predicted model, not a curated record